AAUGCACCAAACAUCAUUUAAAAUGUGUCUAUAAUGUAUAAACGAUGAUGAUAUCUUGGUACCGUUGCCUGAAAAGCUAUGUCUAGAAGAGAUUUAAAAGAGCAAAUAAUUCAUCCAACAAAACUAGGAACAUAAAAAACCCCAAAAAACCUGCAAUUAUUGCAGAGGUAAACGAAAACUCUUAAAAACUAAGAGGAUGACAUCUGCUGUCAAGAACUAGGAAGAUAAGUCACCUUCUCUCACAGCUAAAAAUAUUCUUGAAUCGUUUCUAUACUCUCUUUGUAUCUGUUAAUCGGCUAAUCUGCUCAUUAUGUAGAGAGGGUCAAUUGAAGGAGGCUCUGCACAUCCUGCUUACUACACACAACCCCCCUGGAGAUUCCUCUACAUAUCUUCAACUAUUGCAGACCUGCAUUCUCAAGAAGGCGCUUUCACAAGGGAAAAAGGUCCACUCUUUCAUCGCUCACAUGCGAUUUGCAUUUUCUACACGCACAAGCUUUCAGAAUAAGCUCAUUAACAUGUAUGACAAAUGCGGAAGUUUGGUUGAUGCCCGUAAGGUGUUUGACCACAUGAAAGGAGGAGACGGAUUCUCAUGGAAUACUAUUAUUUCAGCAUACCGAAGACAUGGGUUUCCUCACGAAGCAGUCACACUGUUUCACCAAAUGCAACGAACAGGACUCCAACCCGAUCAGUUUACAUUUGCCAGCGUACUCCCAGCCUGUGCCAAAGUAGGAGAUUUGGAACAGGGUAUGGACAUCCAUCAAAGCAUAAAGGAUAGAGGAUUUUCGUCAGAUGUGGUAGUUGCGACUGCCCUGGUUGAUAUGUAUGUAAAAUGUGGAAGCAUGCACAUGGCACGUGAACUAUUUGACAAAAUGCUUCAAAGGGACACCGUCUCAUGGAAUGCCAUGAUUGCAGGAUAUGCACAACAUGGGUUUUUUGGAAAGGCCUUUGAAACUUUUAAGCAAAUGCAAAUGGCGAGUGUAAUGCCAGACUCCACAACCUUUGUCAGCAUCCUCCCUGCAUGUGCUCAAAUUGGAGCUUUAGAAGAGGGUAGAGCCAUCCAUCAAAGCCUAAUUGUAAGUGGAUUAUUUUCAGAUAUUAAAGUUGGAAAUGCUCUAGUAGAUAUGUAUGCAAAAUGUGGAAAUAUGCACAAGGCACGUGAAUUGUUUAACAAAAUGCCUCAAAGAGAUGUCAUCUCAUGGAAUGCCGUGAUUGCAGGGUAUGCACAAAAUGGGUAUCUUGAAAAGGCACUAGAAACUUUCAAGCAAAUGCAAUUAGCAGGUGUAAAGACAGACUCCACGACCUUGUCCAGCAUCCUCCCCGCCUGUGCCAAAAUGGAAGCUUUGGAACCGGGGAUGGACAUCCAUCGAAUCAUAAUGGAAGGGGGAUUUUUGUCAGAUAUUGUAGUUGCAAGUGCCCUGGUGGAUAUGUAUGCAAAAUGUGGAAACAUGGACAAAGGCCAUACAUUGUUUGACAAGAUACCUCAAAGAGAUGUCAUCUCAUGGACCGCCAUGAUUGCAGGAUAUGUUCAAAAUGGGUUUGUUGAAAAAGCCCUAAAAACUAUUAAGCAAAUGCAACUGGCUGGUGUGAUGCCAGACUCCACAACCUUUGCCACCGUACUCCCUGCCCUUGGUCAAAUUGGAGCAUUGGAACAGGGUAUGGGUGUCCAUCAAAUUAUAGUUGAAAGUGGGUUUUUGUCAGAUGUUGUAGUUGCAAGUGCCCUGGUAGACAUGUAUGCAAAAUGUGGAAGCAUAGACCAGGCACGUGAAUUGUUUGACAAAAUGCCUCAAAGAGAUGUGGUUUCAUGGACUGCAAUGAUUGUAGGAUAUGCACAAAAUGGAUUUGUUGAAAAGGCUUUAGAAACUUUCAAGCAAAUGCAAUGCGCAGCUGUAAAACCAAAUUCCACAACCUUUGCCAGCAUCCUUCCAGCUUGUGCCAAAAUGGGAGCUUUAGAACAGGGUAUGAACAUCCAUCAAAGCAUAACGGAAGGCGGGUUUUUGUCCGAUAUUGUAGUUACAAGUGCCCUGGUAGAUAUGUAUGCAAAAUGUGGAAGCAUAGACAAAGCACGUGAACUGUUUGACAAAAUGCCUCGAAGAAAUGUGAUCUCGUGGAAUGCCAUGAUUGCAGGAUAUGCACAAAAUGGAUUUUGCAAGAACGCUCUCAAAAUCUUUGAAUUAAUGAAGCACUCUGGAACAGACCCUGACAUUGUAAGCUUUGCUUGUGUUCUAUAUGCAUGCAGCCAUGCAGGUUUAGUGGAUGAGGGCUGUACACACUUUAAUCAGAUAAGUAAUCCAUAUUGCAUUACACCUACAAUUGAUCAUUAUGUGUGCAUGGUUGAUCUUCUUGCCCGAGCUGGCUAUCUGGAGGACACCCUAAACUUUAUCAUUAAGAUGCCAAUUAAACCUGCGGUGGUUGUGUGGAUGUGUUUUCUUGGUGCCUGUAGGUCACAUAUGAAUAUAGGUUUAGGAGUAUUUACAGCAACACUGCUGUUUGAUUUGGAUCCUAAAAAUGCUGGUACUUAUGUUCUUCUCUCAAACAUCUAUGCAGAAGUGGGUAUGUGGAGUGAGGUACAAAUGGUAAGGAGAUUGAUGAAAGAUAGAGGAAUUAAAAAGAUCCCUGGAUGUAGUUGGAUUGAAGACCAUAAAAUGGUGCAUGCUUUUUGUGUAGGAGAUAGAUCACACCCACAGACACAGGAGAUCUAUGCAAAGUUGGAGAAAUUAGCUUGGGAGAUGAAGGCAGCGGGGUAUAUUGCAGAUUCAAGACUUUCGCUUAAUGAUGUGGAAAAGGAGGAAAAAGAAUUAUUUCUCUGUCACCAUAGUGAAAAGUUAGCAAUUGCAUUUGGUUUGUUGAACACGCCUCGUGGAACGACCAUUAGAGUUGUUAAGAACCUUCGAGUAUGUGCUAACUGCCACACUGCAACGAAAUUUAUAUCCAAGAUUGUCGCAAGAGAAAUUGUUGUAAGAGAUGCCAACCGUUUCCAUCAUUUUAAACAAGGACAUUGUUCUUGCGGAGAUUAUUGGUAAUGGUAAAUGAAGCAAUCUGAAAAAUUGGAGAUUAUUGAUGAUGGUAAAUGAAGCAAUCUGAAAAAUUGGCUCGUACUGUUAUAAUGUGCACCAUGUCAGAUCUGCAGUAAUAAUCAAGGGACAAGUUUUAAUUUCAGUUUCCAGAAACUUCUUUGUUUGGUUUUCUUUUGUUUUGAAUGUUUAGUAAUUUAGAGUUAGAUCAUGCUGUUGGCUUCGUAAAAUUAGAUGCAUAGAAUGUAAUGCAGAUCGGUGCUGCAUUUAUAUACUGUUGAGGUAUUUAGCGAAGAUAUAUUUUAUGAUAACAUGGAUGUUUCAUUGAAUUGUUUUCAGGAAACUUACGUAUCUAUGAAAAAUGAGGAGGUGGAGAAUGGAGCAAAGACAAAAGGUGAGAACACUUAAAGUAAAUGGAAAGAAGAUUUUUACCAGCAGAAAAUAGGAGAUUUUUGUAUAGUUUUUUAUUAGAUUGAUUGUAUUAUAUUUUGUCAACAUCAGGUCGAUCAUUUGAGAUUAAAUUAUACAUUUAUAUUCUAUAUCUAAA
Molecule: messenger RNA, 3558 nt
Organism: Cryptomeria japonica (Japanese cedar)
Lineage: Eukaryota; Viridiplantae; Streptophyta; Pinopsida; Cupressales; Cupressaceae
Product: pentatricopeptide repeat-containing protein At3g12770-like
Exons: 2
Coding region: 465-3020 (851 amino acids)
Biological process (GO): RNA modification
Cellular component (GO): intracellular membrane-bounded organelle
Molecular function (GO): protein binding; RNA binding; zinc ion binding
Source: RefSeq, a predicted model, not a curated record